Molecule: messenger RNA, 1579 nt
Organism: Clupea harengus (Atlantic herring)
Lineage: Eukaryota; Metazoa; Chordata; Actinopteri; Clupeiformes; Clupeidae
Gene: lyar
Product: Ly1 antibody reactive homolog (mouse)
Biological process (GO): rRNA processing; negative regulation of transcription by RNA polymerase II
Cellular component (GO): nucleolus
Molecular function (GO): DNA binding
Source: RefSeq, a predicted model, not a curated record
GGAACACAACUUUUCCAGUGAAUUGUUCCCGUCGGCGGAAAUUGCUGGCGUGCGUGAGGAAUCAAUGUGUUGUCGGCGUGAGUUAAGACUACUUGAUAAGUGUUUCUAAGUUUUUAGUCUUUUAUUGGGUAGGUUCAGGUCGAACGUUUUUUAUAAUGCGGGGAGAAAGUCUUAACGUUUGAGCUUUGUGUUAAUUGUCCAUAGGUAGAAGGUUUCGAGGUUUUUCUGCAACUAAGUUAGAGGCGCGAACCGGUAUCGUGCACAUUUUGGCUACUGUUAACGUUACAACUAACGUUUGCUCACGAGUCUCCAUUUAAGAAAAGAGAAGAAGUAGAAAACCGUUGAUCUUCGUGCGUAGGAAAUUGUUCUUUGCUGCUGAAACAAAGCCUUGGCCUCUUCAAAAUGGUGUUCUUCACAUGCAAUGCAUGUGGAGAAUCGUUGAAGAAAGCUCAGGUGGACAAGCAUGUCAUGAAAUGUCGUGGAUGUGAAGUACUCUCGUGUAUUGAUUGUGGGAAAGACUUUUGGGGAGACGACUACAAGGACCAUAACAAAUGCAUCAGCGAAAACCAGAAAUAUGGUGGCAAAGGCUACGAGGCUAAGACCAACAAGGGUGACGUCAAACAACAACAGUGGAUGCAAAAAAUCCAUGAAGCCAUGGACAAACCAGGGGUGACUCCAAAGUUGAGGGACAUUCUAAAGCAAGUCAGCUCAUAUGACAACGUUCCAAGAAAAAAAGCAAAAUUUCAGAACUGGAUGCAGAACAGCCUGAAAAUCUUCAAUCCCUCUUUGCAAGACCAGGUGUGGGAGGUCUUCUCUGCUGCAACAAGCCAGGAUCAGGAGAAGCCAAGUAACCAGCAACAGCCUCUGAACAGUACGAACGGGACGGCUAAGGCUGAAGAGAACGGGACGGCACAGCCUGAACCGUCCAAUGAGGUGGCGGCCCCUCCGAAAGAGAAGAAGAAGAACAAGCGAGAGCGCAAAGAGGACAGGCAGCUGAAGAAAAAACCGAAGAAAGGUCAUGGGAACGUAAAUGGCCAGGACGAAGGAGAACAGCACGCUGAGGAGGCCUCUGAGAAACAGAAGAAGAAGAAAAAGAAGAGGAAAAUGGAGGAAGUUGAGGAGGAGGACGACGAGACCCCAAAUGGACAAACUGUUGAGACUGAGAGCAAACCUAAGAAGAGUAAAAAAGACCAUUUAGAUGACACGCAAAACUCUGAGGUAGCAGAUGAUGAGCAAGGGGAAGCAGAUGAACCACAUACCAAAGGCAAAUUCAACUGGAAAGGGACCAUUAAAGCUGUGCUGAGACAAUCACCAGAGGAAGGAAUUGCUGUAAAAAAGCUCAGGAAGAAGGUUCUGGGUGCAUAUUAUUCAUUCAGUGGAAAUGGAAACUUCAAAUCAGAAGAAGAGGUCUUCUCCCUAUUCAACAAGAAACUCAACUGCAAUCCCAAGUUCAAGGUUCUUAAAGACAAAGUCAGACUUGUGAAGUAGCACUAUCAGUGUCGCUAACCAUGAAUAAUCCUGCCAAAAAUCUCCCUUCACUGAGACUCCCCAAUUAAAUGUUUUUAGUAAAAAAAAAAAA